Molecule: messenger RNA, 2099 nt
Organism: Saccostrea cuccullata (small rock oyster)
Lineage: Eukaryota; Metazoa; Mollusca; Bivalvia; Ostreida; Ostreidae
Exons: 1
Coding region: 210-2099 (629 amino acids)
Molecular function (GO): hydrolase activity, acting on ester bonds
Source: RefSeq, a predicted model, not a curated record
CCAUUUGCGACGUGAUAGUAGAGCAAUACCGAUUAGCCAGGGAUGAGGGUGACAGCAGAUGGAUAGAGGCGACAAGACGUGAAGCUGCCACAAUACUCUGCUCAGAGAGGUGGGUUGAUGAGAACCUUCCAUCAUUGUCCCGUAAGCCUAGACCACUGAGGAAGAGGAGGCCCCCAUCAGCAACUGUUUCAUCAGCCACUUCUUCAGCCAUGUGUGUGGAUAUACGGCUGUUAUCCAACCCAGAUCUAGAAGUGGUACGUGAGAAUGCUAUGGAGCCUUCUGAACCUUAUGUUGCCGAGGAAAAGUCGAUGGUGAUGGAAGAGGCGAGUGAAGAUGACGUUUCCGAAGUUCAUGAUGUGGCGGAAUUAUCCUUAACACAUGAUACGGCGGAUCGGGAGUGUUCCGAAGUGCAUGACACGGCGGAGUUUUCCGUAGUACAUGACACGGCGGAUCAGGAUCAUCAUGAGCCUACCACUGUAUCCAGGCCAUUCAAGUCCAUUUUACCUGUAAAGUCAUCAGGAGGUUAUUCUGCACGCAGAGUCCAGACUGAUAUCAAGGAAACAGAACAGUCCGCCAAGCGACCUAGACUUGACCCUGAGCUCCUGGUAACAGUGGAUUUGCAUAACGUCAACCACCCGUUUUUUCAGAGAUGUCCGUUUCCCGACUGUGGGAGGAAAGAGAGGAAAGUCAAGCGUCAUGUUCAACGUAGCCACCUGCCUAAGCUCUUCAACGACAUAAGACCGUUACGAUAUUUGGACGAGUCUACGUUGUCUCAGCUACAAGUUACAGCUUUGAAGUCUUUGGUAAGGAGCGUUUUAGGACCUGAUGCCGACCUACUCUCAGGUGUGGACUAUGUAAAUCGUUCAGGAAUGCUCACCCCGGACACCACUCUUCAUCCAGAUACACUCGUGUUUAUGAGAAGAUUGUGUGCACAUCAAGGAUGGUUGGAGCCACCUGAGGGUUUCACAUUGUCUCCCCUUAAUUCGCCAGCAACUCUUUUCCACUGGAGGUGUUUAGUAGUGCUGAUGUCACCUUUGCAGCCCAUGCAGCGCGAAGAAUUUCGUACACAUGGACGUGUUACAGGGGGCAUCACUAGUACUCUUGAUACCACGGAGACUCAAGUUCCGGUCGUUGACUCGUCGACAGAGGAUGAACUUACAGUCAUAGAUGUCUGUUAUGGAUCUGAUGUGGACUUUCCUACAGAACCACUACCAGUAUCUCAGAGCGACCCAUGUAUAGUUCAGGAGCUUUGCAGUCCUCAGACAUCUUCCGUUCUCGAAGCCUUUGACAGUCAUUUCCAUCUUGACCGGACUUGUUCCCGCAUAUGGAGAUGUUCCUCAGGAAGAUCUGUGGAGGAUUUACUAUCCUAUUCCUAUUCCAGUGAUCUACAUCCUAACCUCGAAGUUACAGUCUCAGGAGGAGUAGUCAUCUAUAGUGAACCAUCAACACAUCCAGAGUCUGUAGACAUGUGUGGUCCUUGGAGAAUGGCCGUAGGAGUGCACCCCAAGCAUGUAGAGGAAUUGACACCAGAUAGGUUCUCCCAUAUGAAGAACAUGUUGAACAGUCCAUAUGUUGUGGCUUUAGGCGAGAUUGGGUUAGACAGAACUGUCCCUGUGAAGCUGUGGAGACGUCAAGAUGAAGUUUUCCGCCAAGUGCUCACGUUAGCUCGUAAGGAUAAAGUCCUCGUCCUUCACUUGCGCGGAAUUGCCGCAGACAGGAUUGGGAUGGAUGUACACGCACGCUGCAUCCAGUUACUUAGGAAAUCGUGUGAUCCAGACCAACCCAUACAUCUUCAUUGCUUCAUGGGCGAUCCAGAGUUGGUUAAGGAAUGGUUAGACUGCUGUUCGAACGUCUACUUUGGGUUCACGGGUGCUGUGACUAACUUUAGUGCCGAUCAAGUUGCCGGUCUUCAGUCCGUCCCAUUGAGUCGCUUGCUGUUGGAAACAGAUUCCCCAUAUAUGAAACCUGGAGGAGGAGCUGUUAACACCCCAGCGUUCAUUGGUGACGUUGCCACCGAGGUUGCUUCGAAACUUCAAGUUAGUGUACAGUACUUAUUGAAGGAGACAGUCAAAAAUAGCCGUCGCCUUUACCAGUUUUAG